UUACAAGCAGCUUUCAAGUUUCAACACAUUUUCAAUUAGCCAUAGCAAUGGGGUCUCAGUUUGCAGGAGCAAAAAUAUCAGUUGUUCUCCUCACUGGCCUUGUUGCUCUUGCAACACUUGUCAACUGCAACACUGAAGGUGACAUACUGUACAAGCAAAGGGUAGCUUGGGAGGACCCCCACAAUGUGCUGCAGACCUGGGAUCCAACCCUUCACAAUCCCUGCAGUUGGAUGCGCGUCAUGUGCAACAGUGAUAACACCGUCAUUCGUGUGGAUUUGGGGGAUGCAGACAUCUCAGGGCCUCUGAUUCCUCAAUUGGGUGGACUGAAAAAUCUCCAGUACCUUGAGUUGUACGGGAAUCGCCUGAAUGGAUCAAUUCCAGCAGCACUGGGCAAGAUGGAACAUCUAGUCAGCCUUGAUCUUUAUAGCAACCUGCUCACUGGCACGAUACCAACUUCGCUUGGUGCCAUGAGCCGUUUGCGAUAUCUGAGGUUAUCUCAGAACAAACUGAGAGGGGCAAUACCCCCAUCACUGGGCAAUCUGAUGAGCCUUGAGGAUUUGGAGCUUCACAAGAAUGCAUUGAGUGGCUCUAUUCCGGCUUCUCUGGGCAAUGUCAAAACAUUGAAUUACUUGCGGUUGAAUGGUAAUAUGCUGACUGGCACUGUGCCGUUGGAAAUCCUCUCUCUUCUUGUCUCCAACCUAGUUGAAUUAAAUGUUGCGAAUAAUAAUCUGGAUGGCACAGACAGAGAAUCUGGAACGAGAGUUACUACCAUUAUCCAGGACAUGCCGAAAACUGCAAGUUGAAUCCAGGAAUCCAAGUUCAAGAUUUUGUAUUUCAGGCACAUUUUGGAAAAUGGGAUAAAUAAAAAAAAUAAUGAUCCCUCCUGUGCUCACUGAAGUACUAUUACUGAACAUAUAUCUCCUAGCAUUUUAAUGUUGACUAGGAGUGCAAUGGAAAUUAUGGUGCUAAUAUGUACUUUCUCUGUUUCACAUUAUAAAUUAUUUUGGGCUUUAAUAGAUUCAUGCAUCGAUACAUGUAUGUACUUCAUUUAUGUGUUCAAAUUCAUAUGAAUGUUAGUGAAUCUUGACUAGAGAUAGAGAGACCAAAACAUCUUGUAAUAUGUAAUGGAGGGAGUAGUUGUGUGUUUUACUGAUCAUGUGCCUCUAUUCCAAAA
Oryza sativa Japonica Group (Japanese rice) is the source of this 1174-nucleotide messenger RNA. Its product is annotated as disease resistance protein BAK6-like. Lineage: Eukaryota; Viridiplantae; Streptophyta; Magnoliopsida; Poales; Poaceae. The record is from RefSeq and is a predicted model, not a curated record. Gene Ontology annotation, molecular function: protein binding.